AUGUCACAGGUCGGCUUGAUAACCUCCCGGCGAACUUUGCAGGGAUGUAUGAGAUCUGUCUUUACAACAUCACAUCAUGAACGAUCCGAGACCGCACAUGAUGUGAAAUCGUCCAAUAAUGAAGAGGGAGAGUUCAGAGUAUAUAAGAUAGAUGGGCUGGAUGCAACUCACACUGAACGGAGAACAAAACGCCCGCCGAAGACGCCCGCUGUGCCUAGAUUCCGUAGUAUGCCCGUAGAUCAAGACUGGACUGAUGUGUGGCCAUCUGCAGCAACCUUCAAGUGGUCUGUUGUACCCUUCCCUGUUAGGCAAGGAUAUGUAAAGAACUCUGCAGAUAAUAAAGGUGUUAUACCUUCAAAAUAUGCAAAUCUGGAGUUGAUGAAGGGUCCAAACUUUCUCCAUCUAACACCUGCACAUGUUAAGAAACAUUGUGCUGCUUUGAAAAAAUUCUGCACACAGUGGCCUGAAGGUCUUGAAACAGAUGAGCGGUGUCGACGCCAUUUUCCUAUUGAAUCUGUUACAACCAGUUAUGUUUUUGCUGCCCCAUCAGUUCGAGAUCCCAGAUCAAGAAUUGCAACAAUAAAGUUUCAUCUGUCUGACCUAGAACUGGAUUACCAUGCAAAAGACAAGUUUAUCAGACUGGUGGGUGACAAGUACAAUAAAGGCACAGAUGAGGUCACAUUUGAGAGUGACAGGUGCCCUUUGAAAUCUCAAAAUAUGGAGUACCUGAAAUUUGUUCUUACUGCUGUUUAUUUUGAGUCUUGGAAAAAGGAAAGCUGGGAGGACUUGAAAACACUUGAUGACAUGGAGAAGUAUAUCUGGGACCUCAAUGUAUCCAAGAAAAAUUGUCUGUCGAUUCUCAAACAGAUCAAGGCAGUAGAUGAUGUCUCAAGUUCGGAUGAGAGAUGGCUGAAUUAUCUGUCUGUUGAUGUCUCAGAUGAGGAAGCUGUUUGCAGUCUGCCAGAGGUUGCUGAUUACAAGAAAUCAGUGGAGGAAUUAUUCUGUGAGGAUGAGAAUAUACAGACUAUAAACAAUUACAAAAAUUCUGUGAAAAAAUUGCUAAACAUCCAGGGUGAGGUGUCAUAG
This is a messenger RNA of Candidula unifasciata, 1086 nucleotides long. NCBI's taxonomy places the organism in Eukaryota, Metazoa, Mollusca, Gastropoda, Stylommatophora, Geomitridae. The record is from the annotation of a GenBank genome assembly.